Messenger RNA from Pectinophora gossypiella (pink bollworm), 2427 nucleotides. RefSeq lists its product as uncharacterized. NCBI's taxonomy places the organism in Eukaryota, Metazoa, Arthropoda, Insecta, Lepidoptera, Gelechiidae. The transcript has 3 exons. The record is from RefSeq and is a predicted model, not a curated record. Bases 1 to 2427 code for a protein of 808 amino acids.
AUGCCAAAGGAUAAUGACAGUCUCUUCCUCUUGGAGGUAUUGAUCGAUAAAAUAAUAUUGUCGAAAAGCCCAUGUUUUUCGGACAAGGACUUCAGGACAUGUGUGAAUGUGUCAUGUCCUUCUGUGGAUCCUCUCGAGAUAUGUGACGACGAUCCGGCAGCAUGCGUCGGAAAAAGUGGAGGGCCGUUCGUGAAGACCUUUAACAGCGGCAAGUCCUGUCUGUUCUCCUUAAGUGAAGGAGAUAUUUCCGCAGCGAUGUCGAAGUUCCCUAUACAAGUAACAGUUUUUAAAUCGCUGCCAUGCGGAUGCCUGCCCACAAAAAUUCUUAUGGGAGAUGCGACUAUAGAUAUGACGAAAGAAUUCGUGCAAGCGAGAAACAAAUACCUGGAAGAUCCCACUGCUGUCAGUUUCCAAGCCCUUAAAGAUUCUUUCCGACUUGUAGGGCAGGAUGGUGCGGAGACAGGUGAAAUUAUUAUGUUCCUCCGUAUAUCUUGUUUUGGUAAAUUGAUUGUGACAAGAUUCCAGGGCACCGGAGCCAUGGUUACUUUAGGAGCUGGCGCUAUUACCUCUAUUAAUGAUCGCUCAUGCAACCCACCAAGAGAGAUGCAGAGUAUAGAUGACCCAUGCGUGUGCGGUUUGGGUCACGGUACUCGCGGGGGAGGUGGCAGCGGCCCGCCAUGUACUGCAGGAGGACGACGAGGAGGAUUCGGCGUUUGCCCACCAGAUCAAGAUCCAUACAACAGUAUGCCGUGUGAAGAACCAGAUGAUCCAUGCUACUGUACGGGCCCCAAACCCCAAAUAAAACCACCCUUAGCUUGUAGAAAUACGGACCCAUAUUGUCUACAUGUACCAAAAGGUGCACUGCCGAGAUUGCCGUAUUAUCAAGAAUUGACGAAGCAGCAAGUGAAGAAGCUUAGUGUCCAACAAAAGCCGCAAACAGGAUACCAGGACCAGGGCUUGGUGAGGGAGUACAUAAGGAUGUUCAUGGAAGAUUUACCAGAUUCUAGCACAUGUUCGUUAACUUCACUAAGUACAUUAAGAUCAAAAAGACGUAGUGUGAGCUUUUCUGAUACUGUCGAUUACGUAUUGGGACAUCGUGUCGAGGCUAUUAACGAUUGUGAUAAGAAAGAAAACUUUUUUGGAAAGGAAACGACGGUCUACAUGACAUUAUGGGAUGUCGCAGAGAGUUUACGCAGUUGGGGCACUCAAGCUACCGCGUCCAUUAACAAGUGCAUACAAGUUCCUACUGCAUCUGCUACUCCUGAAACCAAUUCUUGUUGGUCGGCUUCAAAUGCGUCCUGUACAAGAAGUGGUUCGCAAUAUCGCAAUCAAGAUGUAUUCUUUUUUGAAAAGUUCCGGGGAAUGGGAAAUCAAGAUGCAGCAAAACAAAAGCAAGGACAACCAAAGCCGCCAGCUAUCAAAUCAAGUGCUGGUAGCAACAAGACGCCCUGGAAACCACCACGAACAGUCCAAAUGAACACCGAAGUUCAAUCUAGUAAAUCAACAAAAAGUUCAGCCUGUACGCUAACAACCUGUCCCGGAAGAUCUGUUUGCAUUGUACCUCCGCCGCCAUGCCCGAAUGGACCUGUAAGAGGAGACUUAAUGGCUACAGUGUCCCAUAUAAAAAUAGGACCGAGAGAACCCUGUCCAGUACACGGUAAUAAUCCAUGCCAAGGUCCUGGUUGCGUUUUAGCGGCGUCCCAACAGGACAACGCCGCCGUUAAGGUCUCACAAUGUACAAAUCCUCGCAGAGGGGUUUUCGAGUUAGUUAUUCGAAGAAUGACCGGGGCGCCUCUUGCGAAGAAUGAACUAAUGUUGGAAUGGACACCACCGCCGUGUCGCUCUUCCCCAUGUGGUCCCUGCGCACCUUAUACAGUAGCGUGCUAUCCAUCCGUCUGUCCACCAUCAAGAUGUAGAUUGGUCAUGUGCCGCCCGGCACCAAGCAAACCAAAAUGCUGCAGAAAAGCAUGUCAAAGGCCGUGCGGUGUGAUGCCUUGUGGGCCCAUACCGUGUCGUAUAAGAUGUAGGAAGUGCUGUAGGCCAGCGUGCAGUGGGAAUCCUUGUCGGUACCCGCCUCCGUGCGGCAGGCCGUGCCCGCCGCGGUACUGCUCGCCGCCAUCGCGCUGUCGGCCGUGCGGGCCCGUACCGUGCGGGCCCUCGCCCUGCUGCGCUGAUAAACCUUGCAAAAGCAUGCCCUGUUUAAAACCGUGCCCUGUGGGAUACAGGCGUCCACGUAGGAUUCGCAGCUAUCCAAAGAUAAGACCUCACCGCAAAGCGAUAUCUCCGUGUUUAAAUCGAUCAAGAGACUGUCCCGUCGCUCGCUGCCGCAGCCUCCCGGGCUGCAGCAACUGCUUCCCCUGCCCCCCGCGCCGCUGCCGCUCGGUGGGCCCCUGCAGAACGAGAUGCUGCAAAAGCGUCUGCUGUUAA